This is a messenger RNA of Cryptomeria japonica (Japanese cedar), 2602 nucleotides long. Its product is annotated as galactan beta-1,4-galactosyltransferase GALS1. The transcript is spliced from 2 exons. The coding region runs from base 742 to 2259 and encodes 505 amino acids. The record is from RefSeq and is a predicted model, not a curated record. NCBI's taxonomy places the organism in Eukaryota, Viridiplantae, Streptophyta, Pinopsida, Cupressales, Cupressaceae.
CAAAUUUAAAAAGACUUGAAUCCGAAAACGUUUUCAAUACUAAAAACAGAGGAAAAAUUCAAACCUCUUGAAAGAUUCUUCUUCUGUCAGUAGCAAAAUCAUUUCUUUAUUCAGGCCGGCCGCCACCCGCGUGGAAGGAAUGAACAAAUUGGUACUGAUGAAUCCAACAAACACAAAAAUUUAUGUAUAAAGCAACCUGUCACAGAAUUUAAUAUCAGUUAAAUCUGGUAUGUAUUUGUGAUCUGUCCUGUAGCAUUCACUGUCAAGCCAAUUCAAUUCUUGUGAAGCAAGCUAGGAGAAAAACCCUCACGGUUUGGGGAUUCUAUUUUAUUUUUAAUCUUUACAGCCAUACGGCAAAUCACCUGAGUGAGGAAUUUUCUAUGCGGUUACCGAACAACUCAAACUUGUUGAGUACUGACGUGACUCAUCUUUACCGACGGUUUGAUCCAUGACGGUGACAGAUCUGACGCCAUUGUUAUUGUUUGCAUAUCAGAAAUAUAGGUGCUUUCUGAGUUAAAAUAUUUUUGGGUUGUUAGAAAGAGCUCUGCUUGUAGAAGCCCACUUUUAUUUCUGUUGCUUUCAAAACCUGAAAGGUGUUUUGCCUUUUCACAAUUUUCCUUUUUCUGUAAUAAAUUUCUCUGUUUAGAAAGGAUCUGCGGGACAAGCUGUAGAAAAUAGUUUUAAAUUUCUGUAGCUUUACUAUGCUUUGGUAUUUUUGCGGUGUUUGGUAUUUUAAAGGGGAUGGGUGUAGGGAAAGAGAAAGAUAAGGACAGAGGAUUAGUCCGUGGAUCUGGUUGUAACUGUAUGGAGAUAAAGAUUCUCAUAAUGACAAUAUUAGCCAUGGGAAUUAUGGUUAUCGCCAGCCAGAUCUUUCCAUUUGGAGGAUUUAGCAGCGGGUCUUGUGAAAAAUUGGUAGGCAAAAUUUUACAGAAAGAAUCAGGCCUGCAGGUCAAUUUAAGCAGAGUUGAUAAUAUGGCUUUUAACAGCACCGCAGGGCCUGCUAAAUCUGAGGAAUUGCCAUCAAAAGAGGAGGAGGAGGAAGAGAGCAAGAACAAGCAGGUGUUUAGAGCGUAUGGCAGGGCGGCCUACUUGUUUAUCCAGAUGGGAGCUUACAGAGGCGGUGCCAAUACUUUUGCUGUGGUUGGACUGGCAUCAAAGCCGCUGCAUGUUUAUGGUAAGCCAGGGUUUGAAUGCGAGUGGAUUCCCGGGGAUUCGACCCUGCGACCUGUGAAAGGUAAAGCCCUUAAAAUUCUGCCUGAUUGGGGUUAUGGCAGGGUUUACACGGUGGUGGUCGUCAAUUGCACUUUUGCAGAGCCCGUUGGUGAUGAUGGCGGUGGAGGGCAACUGAUUCUUUAUGCCAACAAUGGCCAGGAUUUUGAGCAUCCAGAGCGAAUCCUUGCUCUGAACGAAAAGGAAAAAUCCUACAAUGCCUCUGUUUUUACAGGGCCGCCCCCUUAUGAUUAUCUCUACUGUGGAUCGUCUUUGUAUGGAGAUCUGAACCCACAGAGAAUGAGGGAAUGGAUUGCUUAUCAUGCAAAAUUCUUUGGGGCGCGCUCCCACUUUGUUUUUCAUGAUGCAGGAGGCGUGAAUUCUGAGGUUAGGGAAGUGCUGGAACCAUGGAUUCAGGCCGGGCGGGUGACAUUGCAGGAUAUCAGAGAUCAGGAACAGUUUGAUGGGUACUAUCAUAAUCAGUUCUUGAUUGUUAAUGAUUGUUUGCACAGGUAUAAAUUCAUGGCUAAAUGGACCUUCUUUUUCGAUGUGGAUGAAUUUCUGUACAUUUCUCGCGGCCGGAGUAUCGAUUCAAUUGUUCAAGAAUAUUCCGGUUACACUCAAUUCACAAUUCAACAGUACCACAUGUCGGAUAAAAUUUGCCUGGACCACAGUGAUUCUGCAAAACAUUCCAGAGAAUGGGUUUUUGAGAAACUGGUGUUCAGAGACGUAGCGAAGGGCAUUAGGAGGGAUCGAAAAUAUGCUGUGCAGGCCAGAAAUGUUGAAGCUACAGGCGUUCACAUGUCUGAAAACUUCCAUGGCAAAAAGAAGCAUACAAUGGACAUGAUCCGUUACUACCAUUACCACAACACGCUUUCCAACAGAAAGGAGCUGUGCAGGAUAUUCGUAAAGCCCUCCAUGAAAGGCAAUGUGACAUGGAUCGAAGGCACUCCAUAUGUAUAUGAUGGUAGGUUGAAAGCUUUAGCCCCCUCCAUUAAACAGUUCGAGAUAGAGCAAAUAGGAUCUAAGCUUGCAUCUACUGCACAAUGAAUUUAAAAAACAAACCAGUUCUUUUUAGUUCAAGCUGACAUGCCCAUCAAGCAUGACAUGAAGAAAAACGAGAAACUUUGCAGUAAACAAAGAAUCAGAUUGACCAAACGGUGAGCAAAGCAACCAUUGAGCAUGGGCAAAGCUUGAAUCGUGUUUUUCCAGAGCGGUGGGUGACCAUUUGUGAGGGAUCUAGUCUGUAUAUAUGUAUUGUGAAUACAGAGGUCAUGUGUUAGAAAAGUUGAUCAUUGCUAUGCUAUAGCAAUUGUUGUUGUUUCAAUUAUGUCCACAUUUUUUUAUUGAAUACCAAUUACUAAUAAGAGUUUGCUAUUAACUAGUUGUUUUC